Messenger RNA from Paramuricea clavata, 522 nucleotides. The record is from the annotation of a GenBank genome assembly. NCBI's taxonomy places the organism in Eukaryota, Metazoa, Cnidaria, Anthozoa, Malacalcyonacea, Plexauridae.
AUGUUUAUAUCCGAAUCUUUUUAUAUCAGUUGUCAGUCUGUCCAAAUAAAGAAGAGCAGAUCGUACAAAAAUGCUCAAGCCUUGUGUCGUGAUGACGGAGAGUGUCUUUUUAUUUUGAAUAGUUCUGGCUUGAUCGUUGCCGACGGGAAUCUCCAUCACGUGUGUUUCACAUGGGAUUCAGGAAACGGCAAAACACAAAUAUACAAGGACGGUAAUUUGAGUAAAAUAAUGGUUAAUGUCCGAAUUGGAAAAAAAAUUAAAGGUGGUGGAAUAUGGGUGAUCGGUCAGGACCAGGAUUCUUUGGGAGGUAGUUUCCAAGCCGUUGAUUCCUUCAAGGGUAUCUUGACCGAAGUCAAUAUUUGGGACAGAGUUCUUGGUUUCGAUGAGAUAAAACGUUUCGCAAAGGAUUGUGAUUUGCUGAUGCAAGGAAACUACAAGGCUUACGCCGAUUUUGAUAUCUCCAGGGCUACGAGAUUGAUUAAACCGUCAUCCUGUCAUUUUGCCUCAAUUCCUAAAUCAUGA